CUCACUCACUCACUCUCUUUCCCUCUUUCUUUUUCGUAACUUAUACCCGUUCUAUUCUUGACAAUGGACAAUUCUGUACCAGAAUUCGCAAAAAGUGUCUAUUCAGCCAUAAAAGACAGCAUUCAGCAGACACGCGGCUUUCGUGCAGCGUAUGCACGGAUGGACCAGGAAUCCGAUGACGAGCAGGACGAUAGAGAAUUGUCACAUAGUCUAUUUUAUUCUGUUCAACAGAAUCGAGGAAUAGACAUUGCCGUUGGCGAAGAGAGUAUUCCACUGACCGAUUCACAUGCUUACUCGGACCGAAGUCAGCUCUUGUUUGACCAACAAGUUGACAGUUAUGAAGAAGAAGAAAAUGUCAACAAUGGCGAUAACGAACUACCACGACCCAUUCACUUUUCAGACUAUGAAGAAAGCCCGAAACCUUCGGCUAUUUAUCUCGAAACUCCUCCAACGGAUGUCGCUGGUCCGUCCACACUACCGAAUCCUAAAUCGUUGUCAGAGUCAUUAUUGCCGACAGUAUCUGCUAUCCCACAAGGCAUCACUACUGUAAAAACCGAGCGAAAAUUGCGCGAUCCAUUUUUUGCAGCACUCUAUUGCCUCUCUCUUUUGGUAUUUAUAGUCUCGGGGAUCAUCAUUGCAUGUACGACAAAUAGUCACGCUAUAGAGAAUUAUGCACGUGGCACCACGUUCAAGACUAUCUCUGAUAGUGCUGGGAUCAUGGCCAUCAUGGUGACUUCGGCACUUGUAUGUGGCACUCUAUGGAUAUAUAUUCUUCGCACAUUUACCAAACCCAUCGUUUGGGGAACCGUAGUGAUAGUGCCAGUGUCAUUAUUGUCAAUGUUUAUAUGGACUAUUGUGGAAUCACGUCAGCGUCCAAACAUCGAUGGCGGCCUUACAGCAUUAUCAUUCAUACCCCUGGUGUCUGCCCUUAUCUUUAUCAAGAUGAUCCAUAGUAGCCAGCAGCAAAUUAGCAAGACAAUUGCUGUAUUAGAGUUGGCCUGCGAUGUACUGCAUCAUAAUCCUGGAGUCUUCAUCAUCUCCGUCCUCUUGCUAGUUAUUUUUAUUGCCUUCACGGCGAUAUGGAUGGUGCUGUUUAAUCGUCUAUGGCUAAUUGGACAUUUGAAUUCUGGAUCUACUGCUUGGGUCGUGAGCGACAAUGCUUAUUUUCUCGCUUGCUUUUAUCUUUUUGUUUAUCUGUGGACUGCAGCCAUUCUUAGCAACAUGCAAAGAUUUGCAUUAUCUGCAGUGACAGCUCAAUGGUAUUUCCACCGACACGAGCCAGCUAAAUCACAUCAAGAUAAAGCUUGGAAGAACGCGUUGGUCCGUGCUGCUGCUUCCUCACUAGGCACAAUCGCGCUCGGAAGUCUUAUUCUUACGAUUGUACAAACUCUACAACUGUUUACGCAGUACAUACGAAAGAAUUUUAAGCAAAGUUGGCCAUUGAUGAGCAUUAUCUCGUUGAUUCUGGGAUACAUCGAAGCUCUGAUUAACCAAAUCAAUCAUUAUACGAUAAGUUUGGCUGGUAUCACUGGUGAAAGCUUUUAUAGCUCGGCAAGGUCAAGUACCAAAAUCUUUAGGAGAAACCUAUUAUCUGGUCUCGUAGGAGAUUUGCUGACAAAGAUGAUACUGUAUAUCGGUUCACUUGUCGUUGCCUUGUCUUCCGGUUUCGCCGCAUAUAUAUUUGCGACACACAGUUUACGAUCGUCACACGGAUUCAUUGUGGGUGCGUUGGCUACCAUUGUACCUUUAUACGUGUCUCGGUUCUUCUCCUAUACCAUGAUGAGCAUUGUUGAUGCCACAUUCCUUUGCUAUGCCAUUGAUCUCGAUACUGGCAUGGUCCAUAUGUCGGCUGCUCAUAAUAUCUUUUCGGGAUUUGAGUAGAAUGUGUACGCCGUCAUAAUAUAUGCAUAUUUCCUUCUCUCUCUCUCUUUUACCUCUAACUCCUCAUCUUUCGAGUGAAUUUACCUUACAUAUACUCACAUCAUCCAUAAUCAGUUUCUAUCAUAUCCAAUAUAUGUCAUUAUCCUUCCUCUUCUCGAUCUUUGUACUAUUCCCCCCCCCAAAAUGUUCUCUCAUUCCCUUCACUGUCUCAUCUUCAUACAUAUAUCUGUGACGCAUCUUUCCCUUAUUUUUUAUGCGCAAUAGUAUGUAUAUACAUAUAUAGCUUAUUUGAUGAAAUACACAUAUAGAAAGAUAUAUAAACGAA
Messenger RNA from Zychaea mexicana, 2206 nucleotides. Its product is annotated as plasma-membrane choline transporter-domain-containing protein. Gene Ontology annotation, biological process: transmembrane transport. Gene Ontology annotation, molecular function: transmembrane transporter activity. The record is from RefSeq and is a predicted model, not a curated record. The coding region runs from base 64 to 1881 and encodes 605 amino acids. Lineage: Eukaryota; Fungi; Mucoromycota; Mucoromycetes; Mucorales; Lichtheimiaceae. The transcript is spliced from 13 exons. Gene Ontology annotation, cellular component: plasma membrane.